Molecule: messenger RNA, 2005 nt
Organism: Cyprinus carpio (common carp)
Lineage: Eukaryota; Metazoa; Chordata; Actinopteri; Cypriniformes; Cyprinidae
Product: B-cell receptor CD22-like
Exons: 11
Coding region: 74-1975 (633 amino acids)
Source: RefSeq, a predicted model, not a curated record
CAAAACUGUGUAAAACAGCAGAAAAACAGUUUCAUCUUGCAUUUGAAUCUAUUGGCUGAAAAUACAACACGUGAUGUCAUUGCUCAUGGCUCCUCCUCUUCCUCUGAUGUUUCUGCUCAUGAUUCCAGGAGUUUAUGGCCGUAGUUUGGGUGUGAGUUACAGACAUUCACACAUCUGUGCACUAAAGGACUCAUCAGUGAUAAUGAGCUGCAAUUAUACAUACCCUACUGGACAUCAGAUCAUGAAAGUGUUCUGGACCAAAAACCCUGUAAAAGUUGGUGAAGAGUAUCCAGAUCUGUCUGAGGACCCAGAAUACAGUCAGAGGCUUCAGUAUCUGGGAGAUAAACAGAAGAACUGCAACAUCAGACUGAGUCAUGUGACACAGAAGGAUGAAAAUGAGUACUGUUUCAGAUUCAUCACUGAUAAACCUGGUGAGAAAUGGAUUGGUCAUCCAGGAGUGUAUCUUACUGUCACAGAUCUUCAGGUGGAGUCUCCUGAGAGAGUGACAGAGGGAGAUUCAGUCCGUCUGACAUGUAAAAGCAGCUGCGCUCUGACUGACAGAGCAACAUUCAUCUGGUACAGAAACUCACAUCCAUUAACUGAGAGAAGAGACAGAAACAAUCAACUCCUGCUGCAGUCAGUCAGAAGAGAGGAUGCAGGCAGAUACAGCUGUGCUCUACAGGAACACACUUACAUCUCUCCUGCUGUUUAUCUCAGUGUCACGUAUCCUCCAAAGAGUAUCUCAGUGUCCAUCAGUCCAUCUGGUGUAAUAGUGGAGGGAGAUUCAGUGACUCUGAGCUGCAGCAGUGAUUCAAACCCACCUGCAGAAAUCAUCUGGUUUAAAGAAGGAACGUUUGUAGGAUCUGGAAGAAACUACAGCAUCUCAAACAUCAGCUCUGAUCACAAUGAAGGAUACAAGUGCAAGUCCAGAAAUAAACAUGGAGAGAAAUACUCUGAUGCUGUGACUUUAAAUGUUAUGUAUCCUCCCAGGAAUGUCUUGGUGUCCAUCAGUUCAGUGGAAGGUGAUUCAGUGACUCUGAGCUGCAGCAGUGAUUCAAACCCACCUGCAGAAAUCAGCUGGUUUAAAGGAGGAAGGUUUGUAGGAUCUGGAAGAAUCUACAGCAUCUCAAACAUCAGCUCUAAUCACAGUGAAGAAUUCAAGUGCAAGUCCAGUAACAAACACGGAGAUAAAUACUCUGAUGCUGUGACUUUAAAUGUCAUGUAUCCUCCCAGGAGUGUCUCAGUGUCCAACAGUUCAUCUGGUGAAAUAGUGGAGGGAGAUUCAGUGACUCUGAUCUGCAGCAGUGAUUCAAACCCACCUGCAGAAAUCAGCUGGUUUAAAGGAGGAACAUUUGUAGGAUCUGGAAGCAUCUACAGGAUCUCAAACAUCAGCUCUGAUCACAGUGGAGAAUACAAGUGCAAGUCCAGUAACAAACACGGAGAGAAAGACUCUGAUGCUGUGACUUUAAACAUCAUGUAUCCACCCAGGAAUGUCUCAGUGUUCAUAAAUGGAUCUGGUGAAAUAGUGGAAGGAGAUUCAGUGACUCUGAUCUGCAGCAGUGAUUCAAACCCACCUGCAGAAAUCAGCUGGUUUAAGGAGAAUCAAAGCUCCUCUGUUGGAUCUGGACAGAGUUUCAGAGCACUACAGAGUGGACGCUUCUACUGUGAGGCUCACAAUCAACACGGAUCUCAGAGAUCAGACGCUGUUACUGUCACAGUUCAUCAUGGUACUGGUAGGAAUGUGAUUGUGAUCGCAGCAACAUCUGGAGGAUUAUCCAUCAUCAUCAUCAUCAUCAUCAUCAUACUAUUUAUAAUGAAAAAGAUAAAGAAAAGAUCUGCAGUGCACGAGCAUGAGAAUGAUGAUCCCAGUGCUGGCACAUAUAUGGCUCUUGACCUCCAGUCCAGAUCUUCUGACGUGUACAACACACUCACAGUAAGUAAAAUAUCAAAAUGUGCACAACAGUUAAUCUAUUAAAUAAUCAAUGUGUCUUUUACAGUCUGUCCA